Bathycoccus prasinos is the source of this 828-nucleotide messenger RNA. RefSeq lists its product with no specific name. The record is from RefSeq and is a predicted model, not a curated record. NCBI's taxonomy places the organism in Eukaryota, Viridiplantae, Chlorophyta, Mamiellophyceae, Mamiellales, Bathycoccaceae. The transcript has a single exon. Bases 1 to 828 code for a protein of 275 amino acids. Gene Ontology annotation, molecular function: protein binding.
AUGGCAUUUGGACGCCCGCUCUUAUCCACUGUCCUCGGCGAGGACAGUGGUUUUAGUAGUAAUCGUCAUCAGCAAAACUACAACGAGAAUGGUCAUUUCUUCAACACGCCUGGAAGCGCGUGCACGGGAAUCUUUUUGAACUAUCACAUGUGUCGAAUGUUCGAAAGACUCAUGGGUUCGCGAAAGUUUGGAUCGUUCCUAUUCUUUUCGUAUUUACUGUGUCGUGUUUUGGAAUCAGUUCUUUUGAAACUGGUCGAUGGUGAUGCGACGAUGAUGAUGGAGAAACCGGCGGCGUUUUAUAUAACUUUGCCUCUCGCCGUCGUCUAUUUCGUCGAGGUACCAUCAACGUUUCACUUUACCCUUUUCGGGAUCUUGAAUUGCGGAAAUACGCUGUUCGUGUACUUGGCCAUGAUGCACCUCGCCACGAGUAAAUACUACGCGUCCAUUGUCACGACUUUCGUGUCUGUCAUAGGCGGAAUCUUUGCAUGGAUACUCGUCGAAUGUCUGGGCGUCAAACUUCCGCUUUGGCUGUGUUCGCUCGUCGAUAAAACGGUAGGUAAAAUUUUCGAUAGCGGCGUAGGUAAUGGUAGAUCGGCGAGAGGGAAAGCGAUAGUAAGGUUUGGAAUCGGGAACCGUUCGGCAGCGGCUCAAGCCGAACAAAGAAGGAGGCGAGGAAGGGAAGGAGACGGAGGCCCGUUUGUUCUGGAUGAGAAUUCUGUCAAUACGCUCGUUUCCAUGGGUUUCAGCGAGCAGCGAGUAAAACAAACGUUGCACGUGACGAAUAACAACAUCGAAGCGGCGAUGAACAUGCUGUUAAACGAAAAUUAG